AUGGAUGUCGAUCAAUACUCGACGGAUUGCUCCAUGGAGGUUAAUCUGCCCGAAUGGAAUGCGGCACUCGACGACCUCACGCCUCACAUCACAAAGACCGCCGAAUACCCCGUUGCACGCGGCGGUUUUGGGGAGGUCUGGAAGUGUAUUUUCCGAACAAACAAGGGACCCGUCAAGGUUGCAGUAAAAGCGUUUCAAAUGUACAGUGGCAAUGACGACCUCGCUGCCAAUGCCAGAAAUAUCAAGCGUAUACGCCGCGAACUCGGGACAGGUGCUGGGCUCAGACACCCAAACAUUCUCCGUGUUCACGGCUACUCCAUGGGUUUCGGUCCCCUUCCUGCCAUAGUCACCCCAUGGGUUGAACAGGGCAACCUCUCCGUAUUUUUGGCCCGUGAAGGAUUAUCGCUCACCACACUCAGGGACGUCGCGUCUGGUUUACAAUACUUACACACCAACAACAUCGUUCACGGAGACCUCACCGGGAACAACGUACUUGUUGGCAGCGACGGUUCCGCAUGCAUAGCUGACUUUGGACUUUCAUUCGUGGAUGCCCCUUAUGUAUCCUGGACUUCGAGGAUGAAAGGCAACCUCCGGUGGAUGGCCCCCGAACUUCUACGAGGAACUGAAGUGCGCCCCACCAAACGCAGCGACAUAUACUCUUUUGGGUGUGUCAUGUUGCAAGUCAUCACAGGAAACGUGCCGUUCUAUUAUCUACCAGAGUAUCCGAUCAUACUCAUGAAGUACAACGCGGAGAUACCCAGCCGGUUUCAAUACCCAUCGUGCAUCGAUACCUAUUGGGAUUUCAUUCAGGAAUGCUGGUCGAUGGACCCCAUGAUGCGUCCGUCGGUGGAAAGAAUUAUCGCUUUUCUCAGUCGUUGA
This is a messenger RNA of Suillus fuscotomentosus, 879 nucleotides long. Its product is annotated as kinase-like domain-containing protein. Gene Ontology annotation, biological process: protein phosphorylation. Gene Ontology annotation, molecular function: ATP binding; protein kinase activity. The transcript is spliced from 8 exons. NCBI's taxonomy places the organism in Eukaryota, Fungi, Basidiomycota, Agaricomycetes, Boletales, Suillaceae. The record is from RefSeq and is a predicted model, not a curated record. Bases 1 to 879 code for a protein of 292 amino acids.